This is a messenger RNA of Nannizzia gypsea CBS 118893, 189 nucleotides long. RefSeq lists its product as hypothetical. Lineage: Eukaryota; Fungi; Ascomycota; Eurotiomycetes; Onygenales; Arthrodermataceae. The coding region runs from base 1 to 189 and encodes 62 amino acids. The record is from RefSeq and is a predicted model, not a curated record. The transcript is spliced from 3 exons.
AUGGAUGAUGAUGCUGAUAGUGAUGAUGAUAAUGAUGCGAUGCGAUCUCUCAUGUUACUCACCUCGACAGGCUCCGUCCAGCAGCGACAGCAGGAACACACGGAACACCGCGGCCGGCACAUUCACCGCUGGAGACGUGUUUUUCUUACUGGAGAGAAGCCUGGGAUGAGCCCGGGAUGUCAGGAGUAA